UAGGAUUCCUAUUGCUAACCAGUCUACUACAGAGGAGCUUCAAACAGCUCAUUCUCUAAGAGACACUCAAGUUUCAACAAGAGGUGGACGUAGCAGUAAUACAAUUGCACAUGAAUCUGCAAGAGCAGAGACUCAAGCAGAACAAACUCAAAGCGGCACUCAAGUUUCAUCUGCCAAUAAUGAAUCCGCAGAACAAGGUACAAAUGUGCGUGGAAUAACAUGCAGUAAAGGUGCCCGAAAAGCAAUGAAGAGUGCUAAAUCAAGAUUGACGGUAAAGUUUGAUUUUGACCUUAUGCAAGCAAUAUGUGACAACACAGAGGUUUUCAAUAAUGAAGUUGGAUAUAUCCUGCGUACACAUUGUGACCUCAAGUACAAAGAAUGGAGGUAUGUACCUGAACAAGAAAGAGCACCACUUCGUGAAAAACUUCAGACAUUAUUUGAUGUUGAUUUGGAAGAUGCAAAUGUCAGAAAAGCUAUUGAUAGGCAAAUGCAAAGAGCAUGGCAUGGUUAUAGACGUACGUUACGUGACCAUUUUAAAACAGUUGGAGGUGCAGGUGAUAUAACGAAUGCAAAGAGUAAGCCUUAUGAGGGUGUUAGCAAACCGGAUUGGGAAUAUCUAUGUAAUUGUUGGAGCGACCCUUCAUAUCUAGUAAG
This is a messenger RNA of Cuscuta epithymum, 654 nucleotides long. Lineage: Eukaryota; Viridiplantae; Streptophyta; Magnoliopsida; Solanales; Convolvulaceae. The record is from the annotation of a GenBank genome assembly.